AUGUUUGCGAUGUUCUCCGUCUCCCAACCAAAAACCCGGUCUGCGCCCACCAAGCCUCCCAGGAACUUUGCUGUGCGGGUCUUCAAGGGCCCAGCAGUAUCUACGGUGGCUUUCCCCCACACUGCGACUGGCAAAUUUGAUGCUGGAUAUCGACCAACUCCGAGUAAUGACCCUCGACAACCACAAAGCUGGUAUAACGGUCCCACUCGCCAGCCAGCCGCACUGUCUAUCCCUCGGGAGCCUCUCAAAGCUGCUGGCCGCUUUGUCAAUGCAACCCCUCAUCCUUCUGCACCAACCAAUUAUGCCGACUUUAUUUACGAGCGCUCGCUUUCUUCGAAAUCCGACAUUUAUUCAGACGAGUCGCCAUCGACAUCUGUUUCCACCACCCCAACCUCUUUAUUUUCGCCGGCAUUCUCGGCCAACAGCUCUCUGACAUCGACACCGUCUGAGGGUACUGUGACCCAAACGACUACUAGUAGUAGACCGAACGCUUUUCCUCUCAAUAUUCCUGCACUAUCCCAGGCUCAGUCGGCUGUGCGGAAUCACGGUCUCUUUGCUCACCCAAACGACAAUAUCCAACAGCAACAACAGACCCAGCCAAUGCUUAUACCAGCGACACGUGCUCCCGACUCAAGUCCUCCGCGAAUUGACAACAGCCCGGUUCGCAUGCCUCUGUCCGAGUCGCCUCAGGAUGACGCUUCACUCAUGGGCUUGAUUCCUCCUCCGAGAUCAGAGGCGGAAGCAACGGUGGGUGAAUCUGAGCGACUAGCUUUGAGAAAUGCUCAGAUGAAUGCUGCUGGGUCGGCGUAUUAUCAAGCAGGUUUUCAAAUGCGACGAACGCAAAGUCGUUCUAGCUCCCGUUCCCCGGAGAGGACCAAUGGCGCCGCUGGUGUUUACGAGUCCUCGAGUAUUGUUACCACUAACUCGGCGAGGACAUCUCCUACCAUCGUCAACGGAGUUGGUUAUGCAGCUUCCGACACAUCCUCGGUCACUAUCGUCGAUUCGCAGGCGAUACCACCACGUCCUCGAGUCGAUUCGCUGGCUCUAAGUGCAAGACACCUUCAUGUCAAUAUUCCCGUCUCUCAACUUGUUGAGCUCGGGAGUCCAGAGCCAGAACGCGAACGUCUCCGAAUUAUGACGGCGGGUGAAGAGUUGCGAGGGUUGAACAUGAACGGAGUACAACGAGAGGUUUAUAACAAUACCAUAACUGCAGGCACACAUCAUCGGAUGCCGCCAUUGCCUUCAGUCAUUCCUGCAGUGGUCAGAUCUGACAGUGGCGACGACCGCGUCCGCUCCCCAAUAACUGACCGCCCUCUUCGAGAGCGCGAGAGGCGCAGCUCCGGUAACCUCUGGGGCUCUAGUUCACAAACACCCGAUCGUCGUUCACCCAUUCAAACUCCCGCUCGACCAUCGAGUACACCACCAGUCCCUCUCCCUCGAAUCGACACAUCCGCUGGAAGGUCGACAUAUCACGGAGUUCCUGCCGCUCCUCCUCCCACCCCAGCCUCGGCACAACAGUCUCCCACUAUUCGUCGGGACUCUCAGUCGGGUCCGGCUCCGAUUCCACCACCCCUUCUCCCUCCUCCCAAUGGGGGGCCAUCACGUGUUCGAACCCCUGUCGCUGGUCCACGUGCAGGAAAUGUCCGACGACGUUCAGACGGCGAUGAACCUGUGAACAGUACUGUGGCUGGUCCAAGUCAGAAUCCGGUAUUUCAAGGUCACAAAUCCCCUCCAGGGGCGUUGCCUCUUGAACCCCAGCGUCGGCGAUCAGUCCAAUCUGUGGUACCUCCUCCUGCACAACCACAGCCACCAGCUUCACGUAACGUUCGAUGGACGGAAAACCUGGUUUGCCCGUCACCUAUUUUCGCAAGUCAAAGACGUAAGGGAUGGUGGAAUCGUCGCGGUGACCAACUUUGGACGAAUGAUGGGGCCUAUAAACCAGUUCCUAAGGGUUUCGAGUUCCCAAACGACCUGCGCGACUAUCCCGAGUACGGAACUGGCUGGAUGAAUGAGGAUGGGGUCAGAAUUGACAUGGGUCAUCGGCUGAUACCCAAGGUGCCAUUGCGUUCUGCCUUGAAGCAGCCUAGAGGCCCUGUCGUUCUUGUCAACCCGGGCGGUCCGUGA
Mycena indigotica is the source of this 2124-nucleotide messenger RNA. RefSeq lists its product as uncharacterized. The coding region runs from base 1 to 2124 and encodes 707 amino acids. The transcript has 3 exons. The record is from RefSeq and is a predicted model, not a curated record. NCBI's taxonomy places the organism in Eukaryota, Fungi, Basidiomycota, Agaricomycetes, Agaricales, Mycenaceae.